CUACGCUCUUCCAGCAGUCGGACCUGGGAAAUUCUCCUGUUCUAAAUCCCGAGGCACUCGCGGGCGUCGCCGCGGUGCAUUCUGGGAGUUGUAGUUUUCUCCACUCUGAGGGCGAAUGGCCCCGGACGGGAGCAGGACGCUGAGAGAACUACAUGCAGGAGGCGGGGUCCAGGGCGAGGGGAUCUACGCAGCUUGCGGUGGCGAAGGCGGCUUUAGUGGCAGCAUGAAGCGCACCCCGACCGCCGAGGAACGAGAGCGCGAAGCUAAGAAACUGAGGCUUCUUGAAGAGCUUGAAGACACUUGGCUUCCUUAUCUGACUCCCAAAGAUGAUGAAUUCUAUCAGCAGUGGCAGCUGAAAUAUCCUAAACUAAUUCUCCGAGAAGCCAGCAGUGUAUCUGAGGAGCUCCAUAAAGAGGUUCAAGAAGCCUUUCUCACACUGCACAAGCAUGGCUGCUUAUUUCGGGACCUGGUUAGGAUCCAAGGCAAAGAUCUGCUCACUCCGGUAUCUCGCAUCCUCAUUGGUAAUCCAGGCUGUACCUACAAGUACCUGAACACCAGGCUCUUCACAGUCCCCUGGCCAGUGAAAGGGUCUAAUAUAAAAUACCCCGAGGCUGAAAUAGCCGCUGCUUGUGAGACCUUCCUCAAGCUCAAUGACUACCUGCAGAUAGAAACCAUCCAGGCUUUGGAAGAACUUGCUGCCAAAGAGAAGGCUAAUGAGGAUGCUGUGCCAUUGUGUAUGUCUGCAGAUUUCCCCAGGGUUGGGAUGGGGUCAUCCUAUGAUGGACAAGAUGAAGUGGACAUUAAGAGCAGAGCGGCAUACAACGUAACUUUGCUGAAUUUCAUGGAUCCUCAGAAAAUGCCAUACCUGAAAGAGGAACCUUAUUUUGGCAUGGGGAAAAUGGCAGUGAGCUGGCAUCAUGAUGAAAAUCUGGUGGACAGGUCAGCGGUGGCAGUGUACAGUUAUAGCUGUGAAGGCCCUGAAGAGGAAAGUGAUGAUGACUCUCAUUUCGAAGGCAGAGAUCCUGAUAUUUGGCAUGUUGGUUUUAAGAUCUCAUGGGACAUAGAGACACCUGGUUUGGCAAUACCCCUUCACCAAGGAGACUGCUAUUUCAUGCUUGAUGAUCUCAAUGCCACCCACCAACACUGCGUUUUGGCUGGUUCACAACCUCGGUUUAGUUCCACCCACCGAGUGGCAGAGUGCUCAACAGGAACCUUGGAUUAUAUUUUACAACGCUGUCAGUUGGCUCUGCAGAAUGUCCGUGACGAUGUGGACAAUGGUGAUGUCUCUUUGAAAUCCUUUGAGCCUGCAGUUUUGAAACAAGGAGAAGAAAUUCAUAAUGAGGUCGAGUUUGAGUGGCUGAGGCAGUUUUGGUUUCAAGGCAAUCGAUACAGAAAGUGCACUGACUGGUGGUGUCAACCCAUGGCUCAAUUGGAAGCACUGUGGAAGAAGAUGGAGGGUGUGACAAAUGCUGUGCUUCAUGAAGUUAAAAGAGAGGGGCUCCCCGUGGAACAAAGGAAUGAAAUCUUGACUGCCAUCCUUGCCUCGCUCACUGCACGCCAGAACCUGAGGAGAGAAUGGCAUGCCAGGUGCCAGUCGCGAAUUGCCCGGACUUUACCUGCUGAUCAGAAGCCAGAAUGUCGGCCAUACUGGGAAAAGGAUGACGUUUCGAUGCCUCUGCCGUUUGAUCUCACAGACAUCGUUUCAGAACUCAGAGGCUUUUUCAGAGACUCUGGAGUGGACCCAGCCCUCUGGGGAAAGACAGAACUUAGAGACAUCCCAGUUUCUUACCACACCCAUAAGUGUUGUCCAAUAUGGUAGCCACUUGCUAGCUGCGGCUACUUCAAUUUAAAUUCAGUUUUAAUUUUAAUAUAAAAUGCAGCUCUUCAGUUGCCCUGGCCACAUUUCAAGUGCUUAAUAGCCUCAUGUGACUAGUGACUGCUGUAUGGACGGUACAGAUAUGGAACAUUUUCAUCAUUGAAGAAAGUCCUAUUGGACAACGCUUCUAUAAGAAGUUUGAAAGCAGGAAUUCUCAUUUCCAUUCUUCUGUAGCCUCUAUCCCCAAAGGCAAAGAAACUAAAAGAGAAAUGACUCAUUGAAGAUUGGCCUCUCUCCUUUCUCUAAGACAAACCUAAGUAAAAGCCUGAGCUUUGAGUUCUAUGCUCAGCGCACAGGAAGGAGAUGUUAACAAUUAAAAUAAAGUUGAUAUCCUGUCUUUAGGGAGUUUCGCUGAUCUCUUGAAAGAGACACAGCCCUAUUUACAUUAUUCCGCAGAUUUCACCAGCAUAGUAUAAUUUUUUCUGUAAGUCCCUCAUUCUUAUGUAAUAACAGGUGGAACUGAGGUUUGAAGAACCUCAGUGGCUCAUCCUGAUGACAUUGGAGACUCAGAGAGACAAGAGAGAGUAGGGUUUAAAACCUGAGCUUUAAGACUCCCACUAGCUUUGUGUCCUUUGGUAUUAACGUGCCUCAGUUUCCUCAUCUGUAUAAUGGGGAUACAUGAAAGGCACCACUCCCAAGGUGAACAUUAAGUGAGAUGAUUCUAGUUACAGACUUAGAACAAUUUCCAGCACAUAGUCAAAUAUCCAGGAAAUUCUAGUACUGUUAUGUGUGGGUGAACUGACCUGGAUGUAGAUGCUUUCAUCUUUCUUUCUGACCCCUCCGCCAGUUUUGUCUUGUGAUGCCGCUAACACAUCUCCCCCUUUCCGACCUGGCUCCCGCCCAAUGAUGUCCCAAGAAAUCGUGAGAAUAGUUAGCCCCCCUCUCCCCAGCCUGUUGCCCUCUCGUGUAGGUGUUCACAGUAGUAGUUGAGAAGUUGAAGAGCUUUUGCCCGUUGAAGGUGCACUGAGAAUAAACUCUUUCCUGCCACCAGAAUUGCAGUGGUUCACGGCCUACACUCAUUCCCAUGCAGUUAAUAGACACAGGAAUGUCUUGUUAAGCAAAGCGGCCAGGGUCUCAUCGUGUUGAGACUCGAGUCUCUCAGACCUUGGAUUCAUCCCCUGGUGUCUUUGAGCCUCGGUUUCCACAUUGGUAAAAGAGAAGUGAAGCACUGUCUCACAGGGUCAUCACAGAGAUUAAAUGAAAUAACGUAGACCAGGAGGGCAUGGCGUUUAAAAGUCACAGAUGGGGCACCCUCGGGCCAUCCAGCCCAGUGUUUUCUUUAGCCCCUAUGAUGUUCAUUUUUUGUUAUAUUCCAUUAGGUGCCAAUAUUUUUAAAAUGGGAGAUUUCACAUAAAAUUAAAAGGUCUGCAUUUUCUUUUUUUUUUUUUUUUUUUUUUUUUGAGACGGAGUCUUACUCUGUCACCAGGCUGGAGUGCAGUAGCACGAUCUCAGCUCACUGCAGCCUCCGCCUCCCAGGUUCAAGUGAUUCUCCUGACUCAGCCUCGCGAGUAGCUGGGGCUACAGGCACGUGCCACCACGCCCAGCUAAUUUUUGUAUUUUUAGUAGAGAUGGGGUUUCACCAUGUCGGCCAGGAUGGUCUCUAUCUCCACCUCGUGAUCCACCCACCUCGGCCUCCCAAAAUGUUGGGAUUACAGGCGUGAGCCACCGCGCCCAGCCAAGGUCUGCAUUUUCUUUAGAACUCAGAACACCCAGUAGUCCUAGGGCCCCAUCCUCGCAUGGCAACAAGCUAAAUAGCAUCUUCCCACUGCGAGUUGGGGCAUGACCCAGCCUAUGGUUUGCCAUACUCCCUCUUUUUCUCCAUUUUAUCAUUAAUUGUGAACCUGACCCGUGUCACCUCUUCAUGUUAGCGCUCUCCAAACCUGCUUGCUUGCACCCCUCUAGUCAAAAUGUUUUGUGCUCACCCCAAUAUAUGUGUGACUAUUGAGCUCUAUUUGUAGACUGCUUGUACUAAUGUCAUGUGCAUCAUAAAAUAUUCAUAUCCAAUAAAAAUAUUAAAAGGAUGAGAUAAGAAACCAA
Macaca mulatta (Rhesus monkey) is the source of this 3913-nucleotide messenger RNA. RefSeq names its product FTO alpha-ketoglutarate dependent dioxygenase (gene FTO). Gene Ontology annotation, molecular function: ferrous iron binding; broad specificity oxidative DNA demethylase activity; mRNA N6-methyladenosine dioxygenase activity. Lineage: Eukaryota; Metazoa; Chordata; Mammalia; Primates; Cercopithecidae. The record is from RefSeq and is a predicted model, not a curated record. Gene Ontology annotation, biological process: DNA alkylation repair; regulation of multicellular organism growth; RNA repair.